This is a messenger RNA of Oppiella nova, 2424 nucleotides long. NCBI's taxonomy places the organism in Eukaryota, Metazoa, Arthropoda, Arachnida, Sarcoptiformes, Oppiidae. The record is from the annotation of a GenBank genome assembly.
AUGGUGUCGACAAUGAGUGGCAGUUCGGAGAGCCUCCGGGACGCCGAGGGAUCCAAUGUGUAUGUGUUUGAGGACAAGGAGUACCACAACAAUGUGUUGGAUAACCUGAAUAUGUUGCGCAAGAAUAAGCAGUUCUGUGAUGUCAUCCUUCAGAUUGGUAACCAUCAGGACGUUCACGAGAUAUACGCCCACAAAGUGGUGCUGUCGAGCGCCAGCCCCUACCUCCUGGAGCUGUUCUCGAGCGACUCGACGGCCACCGCCACUGGUGUCCAACAGUACAAACUCUUGAGCGGAAACUACGACAUCGAGGCGUUCGACUGCAUCAUCGACUACGCCUACACCGCACGCCUGGAGGUGCCCGUCGACAAGGUCCGCGACAUCUACGGCAUCGCCAGUCGCCUGAAGAUGAGUUCCAUAGCCUACGAGUGCGGCCAAUACCUGCUGUCGUCGCUGACGGCCGACAACUGUCUGGACGUGCGCUCCAUUCGCGGUGUACUGAACGACCAGUUCCUGUUGGCCUCCGUCGACAACUACAUCCGCCUCAAUAUGCCGGACAUCGUGCAGAACAAGUGUUUGGACGCAUUGCCCAAAGUGCAGGUCGAGGUCCUCCUCAACAGCGACGAGGAGAGGGCCGCCAUCAACGAGAAGCACGCCUUCAAUAUGGUUGUCGAGUGGAUCCGCGCGUCGUUCGAUAGGGAACUCCUCAAUGCGACCAACAUUUGCGAGAAGAUGUUUAUGCUGUUCGUCAACAAACUGGACAAACGUCUGCACGACUGCAAUGAGAUCGAGAGCGGGACCACUGAUGACUCGGACCUCAUUCAGGACUAUAAGCGAGAGUCGCGGCGCCUGUCGUUUCCCGCCAAAGAGGCGGCGAAAGGCGCCCCAAACGGUCAGAACGGACACCACAACCACCAGAAGCCGUGCAAAAGCAACGGUUCGGCGCUGCCGGCCAAGUCGCGCCAAUUCAUGUUUACGCGAUCCGACUCCGAGUCAUCCCUGUCCUCGUUGGCCGACGACGAUAAUGAGAACGACUGGAAGGUGUUGUCGGUUUGCGUCGGCGGUAAGCAUACGCUGAUCGGUCUGAUCAUUGUUUCCGGCAAACUAUUCGUACUGACGGUGAAGUUGAGGAUCAAUUCGCCGAUGAAUUCGCCCAACAAUUCGCGUCACCACUCGCUCGAGAAGCCGGAGCUCUAUUGCCUCAUUCCGCCCAUGAGUUCGGCCCGUUGUGCGGUCGGCACCGCUAUGUUCGCCGGAAAGCUAUUCGUAUGCGGUGGUUACGAUAGGGGCGAGUGUCUGAAGACGGUUGAGGUAUACGACGAGCAGACGAAUAGAUGGCAUAAAUUGGAUCCAAUGUCUGUCCCGCGCGGCCGCUUCGACAUCACUGUCGUCGACGACAAUGUCUACGCCAUCGGAGGAUGUGACGGUCAGAACGAACUGAAUUCGGCUGAAAUGUAUGACUCGGUGUCGCGGGAGUGGACAUCCAUACCGAACUGUCCGGUCGUCCGUUCCAACGCCGGCGUUUGCAGUCUUGAGGGCAAUGUGUAUGUCAUCGGCGGUUGGAAUGGCCAGAGAGGGCUCACCCGAUGCGACGUCUAUAACCCUAAGACCCAGGAGUGGCUCGAAAUCCAAGCCCUCAACACCGGUCGUUAUCAAACGGGUGUCGCAGUGCUCGGCCAUAACAUCUACGCCGUGGGAGGUUGCGAUUCGUGGACGUGUCUGAACAGCGCCGAAGUGUACACGACUGGCACGGGUUGGCAGUCGAUAGCGCCCUUACAUACGGCCCGCCGGGGCUGCGGUGUCGUCGCCUUCAACGGCAAGAUCUACGCCAUCGGCGGUCACGACGGCGUGCGGGCCCUCUGUUCCGUUGAGGUGUACGACCCCAACACCGAUCAGUGGACGUCCGGACCCCCACUCACCAGCUGUAGGGCUAACGUAGGCGUCGCUGUCGUCGACAAACGGCUUUACGCCGUCGGCGGAUUCAACGGCAAAGCAUUCCUCAAUACCGUCGAGUUCUUGGACUUAGAGACCAAUGAGUGGACGACUUCGGUGUCCAAGUGUGACAUCACUGACGACCACAACCACGAGACCAAUGGUGGCCAACACUCUGAGAACGGGUGUCUCACUCGUGAGCGCAAUAACAACGACAUUAACGGCAAAAGCAACGGCUGUUGCGGUGGCGACGGACUCAACGACGGCUCCUAUAGUUACGCGACGUUUCACUCGUCGGUGUCGAAGACGAAGGGGUCGUUGAAUAGCGAACCGCUCGUUGAAGUGGAGGAGACGACUGCCGGCCACUGAGUGGACACACAGACGGACACUCGCAUCGUAGACACACUGACCGCACAUUUGAUUAUUUAAAUCACUUUCUCUAUUGUCUCGCAAUUUGUUUGUAUUUGAAAUUCAAAUAAAAUAUUUCUUUUGAUA